Onychomys torridus (southern grasshopper mouse) is the source of this 2886-nucleotide messenger RNA. It is a transcript of the gene Tmem121, whose product is annotated as transmembrane protein 121. Bases 1539 to 2495 code for a protein of 318 amino acids. NCBI's taxonomy places the organism in Eukaryota, Metazoa, Chordata, Mammalia, Rodentia, Cricetidae. The record is from RefSeq and is a predicted model, not a curated record. The transcript is spliced from 2 exons.
UGCAAAGCUGAGGGAGAGGCAGGCAUUUGAGAGCUUGGAGGCUCCGAAUCUGUGUGUGAUGUUUGAGCAGUGGGCAGGCUUGGUAGGGAUGGACAACUGGGCCUGGCAUGAGAAACCCCGGGUAGGUGGACCUGGGCUUGGUCCCCGAGAACAUGGCUAGGACAGAAUGUGGGGGAGGGGACACCAGGCUUGGGCUCUGGCUUUCCGGAGGCCGGGGCACUCCUAGGGGUUGGAGUCUGUCCAUUACUAGUUCAAAGCCGUUUGCUCGUGGCGUUUGGCAUUUGACAGUGACUGAGCAAAGGAGUGAUGGCGUGCAGAUGAUGGGAGGAAGGAUUAGCCAUCAGAGCCUAUUUAGCCUGGACAGUUGCUAAGAGGAAGGAGAUUCUCAGUGUUUGGCUGUAGCCAAUGGAGUGGCAGGUGGGUCAGGAGUGGGCCCAGCCUGUGCUUCCUGGGAGAGGAGUACUUCCCAGUGGGCAUGAAAAUGGAGUGUGUACCUGAGAAGCAGGCGUGUGUGGAUCCUUGGAGCCCUGGUGUGGGUAGACGCCUUCCUCAACACAUUAUUAAAGCUGUGGUGUAGCUGUGAGAACCCAAAAGUAAAUAGAGGGGCAAAUGCUGAGAGGAGGAAGGGACCAUGGAGUUUGAGGGUGACUGUGCUGUCACCAGGAGGAAGUUGAAUGCAUCACAGUCACGGGUGACAAUAAAUUUUAUGUCUUUGUCUAGACAGGACAAUGAACAGAGCCCUCCUUAUGCCAGGUGUUAGGGGAGAGGAGAGCCCUGCUUGGAAGGGACUUUAGGCUGGGUGGGUGAACAGGCCCAGAUCUGAGUACCCACAACCUGGGCACCACAGACAUGACAGCCAGUGCUGGGGACUGAGGAAGAGACAGUUUGGCGACAGCUUUCCUGAGGUUAGCCCUGAAGGUGGAGGGAAGCAGGCAGCAGAAGCCACCGGUCAGAGGAAGUGCAAGUGUGCUGGUUCAGGAAAAGGGAGCCUGCAGGAGGUGUGUGCUUAGGAGGAGAGCACUUCUCCAGAGCCAUAGCUAGCUGUGGUGGGUCAGGGAAGAGAAUGGUCUGCUUUGUCCUAAACAGCCUCAGGAAGGGGGAGGUUGAGUUGCUGGGAGAGGAAAGGGGGUGUCGGUGCAAGUCGUAGGAAAGUGCGAGGGGCUUGCUGGACGGAUUUCUCAGGAUUUGAAUGACUGUCCAUCUAGGAUCGAAAAACUUGCUCAGUGCCUUGUCUCCAGGGUGGGACCUGGGUCUCCAGUUCUUGUGCGCUUAGCACAGCGCAGCACCAGGGAAGGAUGCCCAGAACCUCCAAAGAAGCGGCCUAAAGCUCCUGUCAGAGCCAGGAGAGACGGAGGUUCCGAGCUCGCCGGCCGGGAGAGGCAGCGCGCUCCGGGCAGCUGGACAAACCCCGCGCCCGGCUGCGCUGCGCCAUGCCGGAGGGCUGAGCGUCGCGGACGCUGCUCUCUGGGACACAGCAGGACUUGGUCCCGCUUUACCUGGGGACUGCGCGCGCCAGGGCCGAGCCCGGGCCGCUGACCAUGGUGCUGCCGCCUCCGGACCGGCGCCACGUGUGCCUGACCACACUGGUGAUCAUGGGCAGUAUGGCCGUCAUGGACGCAUACCUGGUGGAGCAGAAUCAGGGCCCGCGCAAGAUCGGCGUGUGCAUAAUUGUGUUGGUAGGCGAUGUGUGCUUCCUGUUGGUGCUGCGCUACGUGGCCGUGUGGGUGGGUGCCGAGGUGCGCACGGCCAAGCGUGGCUACGCUAUGAUCCUCUGGUUCCUCUAUAUCUUCGUGCUGGAGAUCAAGCUCUAUUUCAUCUUUCAGAACUACAAGGCGGCGCGGCGUGGAGCGGCCGACCCGGUGGCUCGCAAGGCGCUGACACUGCUGCUGUCCGUGUGCGUGCCAGGCCUGUUCUUGUUGCUUGUGGCACUAGACCGCAUGGAGUAUGUGCGCACCUUCAGAAAGCGCGAGGACCUUCGCGGCCGCCUCUUCUGGGUGGCUUUAGAUCUGCUGGAUCUGCUGGACAUGCAGGCCAACCUCUGGGAGCCACCGCGCACCGGGCUGCCUCUGUGGGCCGAGGGCCUCACCUUUUUCUAUUGCUACAUGCUGCUGCUGGUGCUGCCCUGCGUGGCACUCAGCGAGGUCAGCAUGCAAGGGGAGCACAUCGCACCGCAGAAGAUGAUGCUGUACCCGGUGCUCAGUCUCGCCACUGUCAACGUGGUGGCUGUGCUGGCCCGUGCCGCCAACAUGGCACUCUUUCGCGAUAGCCGAGUCUCAGCCAUCUUCGUGGGCAAGAAUGUGGUGGCACUGGCCACCAAGGCCUGCACGUUCCUCGAGUACCGGCGCCAGGUUCGCGACUUUCCUCCGCCCGCACUUGCGCUUGAGCUGCAACCCCCUCCUUCCCAGCGCAACUCGGUGCCACCACCUCCGCCGCUGCAUGGUCCGCCAGUGCGCCCCCACGGGCCCUCACCCACUCGUGAUGCGUUGGACACGUGACAGGGCCCCCGCGGGCCGCACAGACGCUGGAGUAGCGCGCGGUUUGCAUGGGAUGGGAUGGGGCAGGCUCCCAUUAGGGACAGGGGCUGUGAAUAACUGUGCAGUACCUGGGGUGCCGGGGCCGCGUCUGCUUCUUCAUCUCAGGAAUCUCUUGGACCACGGACCCUCAACUUCCACUCCACUAGCUCACCUUGAUGCACAGGGCAGUUUGGUGAGGCCUGGUCCUGAGUGGAGAUGCCUCAACCCCUGCCUGCUGCUGGGCUGCCAGGGUGGGAAGGGAGGGCAGUGUUCCAGGAGAUCUGGACCUAUGGUAGGGGCCCCUGGCUCAGAGUUUGGGGCCAAGGAGGCCUCUGUCAUUUUAAAGACUUGUGUUUACAGUUUUGUACCCAAA